AGGUUAAACAUUUCGACAUGUUCAUAUUGUGUAACAACUACAUAUUGUAACCUUUCUAUAUUCACGUAUUCGUUACCGUUCAACUAGUUAUUGCAAUUUUCGUCCAAGUGUAUCAACAGAUAUUCAUGUAAUCAUACUUUGUGUAGUAUUUACCUCUUGGUAUUUUACGCCAAAGUAUUAUUAUCAUGUCAGGGGAUAAAAUACCUCAAACCAGAAGUCAUCAAGAGCUUACUAUUUUGUCUACGUAUUCUAACCAGGAUGACUCGAUGUUGGAAUCAAUAGAUGGGAUCUCUUUGGAAAAUGUACAUGCCGUAUCACUUGAUUAUCUGCACGAAUGUAUGAGUGAUUUGGAAAGCAAGGAUUCGGGCAUACGCUUAUCACCUGAAUCGCCUGACAUGUUUGGAACAGAUCCGCGCUUGGAUAAAUUCACAGAUCGGGAUUUGGCGAGUCUUGAUAUUGAUCUGAUAAAAGAAGACGUUCUAUCUCUAAGAAACGGAUGCAGCUUUGAAAGAGAAGAUGUUAUGCCAUCCAAAACUAAUUGUAAGAACAACAUUGCCCAGACCCAAACUUUACCUGAAAUUUCAGAAUCUAUAGUGGGAAUUUCAAUUAAAAAUUAUCAUAACAUAGAAAACUUACAUGAUGAGAGGGAUGAAGUGUUUGAGAAGCUUCAGCAGAUUCACAAUAAAGGUAUCUACCCGGAAUUAAAGUUGGAUAAAUGCAAGGAAAGUAGAUCUUCAGAAUUUAUUGAUGAAGGACGUAAUGUAAUCAAUCCUACAGAAUGCUCGAUCAGAGUAUCCAGCAGUGAUUAUAGUACAGAUAGAGAUUCAGAAUUUGAAAAAAACUCUGACAAUGAAGAGCUGAACCUUGAUAAUCUGGACGAGAGUAACAAGUUGUGUGUUGACCAAAGUAAGGUGGAAACAUUACCUGAAGCUUGCGAACAGUGCCCUAUGACAUUCAAGUACAAAAGACACUUAGACCUUCAUUUAGAGGGGCAUCAAAAAAAUAAUUGCCCUCAUUGCAAUGCUAAGUUUGCUAGAAAGAAACAUCUGGAUGUCCACUUAUACCGGUUGCAUGGAGAACGUAUAACCAACUAUCCUCAUACCUGUGAAGUAUGCUUGAGGGGUUUUCCAAAGCGGCAGCUGCUUAAUCGACACAGAGCUAAUCACCAUUACCAGAAAGGAAAAAUGUGCACAGACUGUGGAGAAGUAUUGGAAACAAGUUUAGAUGCCAGAGAACAUCAUGAAAAACAUAGUCGUGAGAGAAGGUUUCAUUGUGAUAAAUGCCCACAGGUCUUCAGCAUGGAACAAAAGUAUUUGUUACACAUGAAAAAUCAUGAUACCUACAAAUGCCCUCGAUGCGAGGCAACAUUUGCCUCUAAAAAAAGAACCAAUGAACAUUAUAGAAUAAACCAUUCAGCCAAACAGCCUAAACAGCCUGAAACCUCUAUUAAGGGGAUGUUUUACUGUUCAGAUUGCCGACACAAUUUUAUGACCAAAGAUAGUUACCUGCGGCAUAUGAAGACUGCAUUGCAUCUGAGUAAAAUGCAUGCAGAAGUACCUUUAAAAGAAUUAUUCACCUGUUCAAUUUGUUCCAAACAAUUGACGUCACGCAAAGCCUUGGACCAGCAUGUGAGGAGAGUGCAUAGAGAUGUGAAAAAGUUUUCCUGCGAUACCGAAGGUUGUGAGUUCCAUUCUACGAAUAAAAGUGACUUGGAAAGACACAGACAGCUACACAUAGGAGAGAGGAAUAUUGUCUGUGAACAUUGUGGAAAAACUUUUACUACCGUCAGUAUACUUAAAGACCACGUGCUUUACGUACAUAACAUGGAGAGGCAAUUCGUCUGUGAAGAAUGUGGCAAGGCAUUCAAAAGGAACAGCUUACUCAACAGGCACAAAAUGUCUCAUCAACAAAUUAGACCCUUUUCUUGCGAGCAGUGUGGAGCAGCGUUCAAACGAUCUCAUCAUUUGACUAGACAUAUGGAAUCUUGUCACAGAAUCACAUUAGAGAAAAAAAAGAAGGUAGUUAAAUUGAUGAAAACUGAAGAUGGUCGUUUGGUGCCAAUUCCCGAGGAACCGAAGAAGCCCAAAGUGAAAAAAGUUAGAGUGAAAAAAGAAGCGCACUCUAUUGGCCAUAAAGAUUCUGGUUCUAGUGUAAUGAGUGGCAACGUUAUUAGUAAAGAUAAUGUUGCAUUGCCUUUGGGACUAUCACCUGUUACACCGAUGUCCACAAUUACAAAUUCUGAAUCAACUGAGACAUCUUUGGGAUUAUCAAAUCCAAUGCCUGAAGUUGAUUCUGUGCCUCAAGUAUUAUCGCUUGUUGAUGUUAAUUCUGGUCAAGUAGUUACUGUUGAGGUGACCAAUCCUGAUACUCUACCGUUAACAGAUUUGGUAGAUCAGUUUGAAGCUAAUUGCAAUGAGAUACUCGGUCUGACAGGUUAUCCAGAGCUGGAAUUCCAAAAUAGUAUAUUGAGUACAGAACAGAGUUACUACAAUCAGGUCAAUUACGUGGAGUUACCUUUGGAGGGUGUUGAAGAAUCAUCUCUAUUGUUAGAUCCAAAUUCUAGUAAAAUGGACAGCUUACCAGCUAUAGAGAAUUAUUUAACGCAACCAUUUUCUCCAUUUUUGAAUCUCUGAAUUAGUCUAGUUAUUAUUGGUAACAUGACCAGAUAUUCUGAAGGGCCGGUAGGCAGGGAAUCAUAAGCUUGACAGUACACGGCCGCCCAGAUAGUAGCUACAUGUAAACCAACAGUUUUCAAUAUUUAUAUAAGAUGUAGAAAAGUGAUCUGAAGCUUAACUAUUGUCUCCAAUCAGAGCCUGUAUUUUCAUGAUAAUGCGAUACGUGAGACGACAAUUCGUCGCGAAAUAUUACUGGUAUAUUUUUGUAGUUUGUUGUCUUGAAGAAAUAUUUAGUUUAGUCUAUGAUGUAAAUUAGCUUUAACACAAGAAAUGUCAUGAAAGCCUUGGAAAGUGGCGACAGUUCAGUAUUAACAUUGUAUAUCCAAGAAAAACUACUAUUUCUAAGUUUUAAUUAUUGAUAAAUUAUUUCAAAUAAUGUAUUACAUUACUAGAUAAUUAGAUGCAGAAUAAAAAUAAUAUAUAAGUA
Messenger RNA from Athalia rosae (coleseed sawfly), 3102 nucleotides. RefSeq names its product zinc finger protein 93-like. The record is from RefSeq and is a predicted model, not a curated record. Gene Ontology annotation, biological process: regulation of transcription by RNA polymerase II. The coding region runs from base 186 to 2633 and encodes 815 amino acids. The transcript has 4 exons. Gene Ontology annotation, molecular function: DNA-binding transcription factor activity, RNA polymerase II-specific; RNA polymerase II transcription regulatory region sequence-specific DNA binding. Lineage: Eukaryota; Metazoa; Arthropoda; Insecta; Hymenoptera; Athaliidae. Gene Ontology annotation, cellular component: nucleus.